Anopheles nili is the source of this 4960-nucleotide messenger RNA. Its product is annotated as zinc finger matrin-type protein CG9776-like. Gene Ontology annotation, molecular function: nucleic acid binding; zinc ion binding. Lineage: Eukaryota; Metazoa; Arthropoda; Insecta; Diptera; Culicidae. Gene Ontology annotation, cellular component: nucleoplasm. The annotation marks the transcript as partial. The transcript is spliced from 7 exons. Gene Ontology annotation, biological process: negative regulation of DNA-templated transcription; positive regulation of DNA-templated transcription. The record is from RefSeq and is a predicted model, not a curated record.
UUCAUCCUCGUGGUAAAGAUGGAUGAUGAAAAAAGCCGACAAUCGCCAGCAGAAAAAAGUUCUAAGAAGAAAAGUGACCGGAAGUCCCGUUCCCGUAGCCGUAGCGUCAGCCGUACAGAAAAACGCCGCAGCCAUUCUCGCAGUCCCACUUAUCGCCGGCGACAUGCCGGAACAGGCUCGUCUAGCCGGAAGCGUUCUCGCAGCCCGCCUGUUUACCGUCCCAGACGUAGAUCACCGCCACCUAUGCGUCGACAUAGUCGAAGGGGUAGACGCAGUCGCUCGCCUACAGGAAUGGGAGGAAGGGGUACAGGUGGGAUGUCAAUGGACAUGAUGGGUGCCGGUGAUCCGGGAGGUGGAGCAUAUAUGAUGCAAGGUGGUAUGUACGAUCCGUCCUGUUAUGGAGGCUAUGUCAAUAAUGGCGUGUAUAUGGGCGCCUACGGUGGGUAUGGCUACGAAAUGGGAUAUGGCACCGGAGCGAUGAUGGAUCCAUCGCAAGCCAUGAUGAUGGGAGGAGUGGCAACGGAAUGGGUAGAAGCACCUGUUCAGCAGGUUGUUCAGGAAUCGGAAGAGGAGAAACGUAAGCGUGAAGCUGCAAUUACAUAUGAACUGUUGAACCAACGGGCGGCGUUAAAAAAACAACGUGACGAUUACAAACAGCGUGGUGGGGCAUUGAAGCGUGAGCUAAAAACGCUCAAAGAGCAACGAUCAGAUCUCUGUUCCGGUCGAGAACCACCGUCCCCGACAACAAACAAUUUUAUAAAGGAAAAUGACAAAUUACAGUCCCAGAUAUUAGAUAAGAUCAAAACGAUCGAAAACGUCAUCGAUAUGCUGGAUGGCAUCAUUGCAAAAGACAGAACACCGUCACCACCACCAAUUCCAAUGGGUUCAUCACUUCCUCCGCUUGUCACUGUUCCGGAUCCAACAGAUGCAUCCUCGUCCGCUGUUGGUGCUCGAGAAGGUGACAGCGAACUUGCUCAUCGAACGCACACAGAUCGUGUAGGUACGGAUGGUCACGAAGGGUCCGAUUCGCCUUCAUCUGAACGACUUAAAAAGGAGGUUUUGGAGAGCAUGCACGCACGCGGAAAACGUAAAUCAUCAGACAAACGACUCUCCGAUCAUUCCGAGGGAAGAAAGAAACUUUCUCCUUACAACUACGUGCAUUAUGACCCAGAGUUACAUUGGUGCUCCUCGUGCAACGUAUUCCCCAAAACGGCCAGAGACUACUUGACGCAUCUUCAAUCAGAACAGCACCAAAGCCAACUUGUCAUGGACGAUAAUGCAACUGAAGAACAACUGCGAAAAGUGGCGCCUUGGCGCUCACAACUGGACACCGACGACACCAUGGUUAAUCCUGAGGCACCGACAAAACGGACACCAAUUCGUGGCCUGGAAUUUUUCGUACCAGCUUCGGCUUGGUAUUGUAAGCUCUGCAAUUAUUGGAUGGGGGAUUUGCAUUGUGCUUCGUGGCAUUUGAAAUCACAGAGUCAUACGGAUGCAUAUGGCGAAUAUAUCGACGACCAUAAGAACUACGAAAACGAUUGGAUGGCGGAGCGACAAAAGGCUUUUGAAGAAUUCGGCCUUUCAUCAGCCAACCAGGAAGUACUAGGAGAUGGAGAAAUCCCAGCGCCGCCUCCACCGCCGACUGCUGAAGAGUUUAGGCUUGCUUCCUCCGAUGCGCACAAAAAAGAAUUGUUAGAAAACUCUUCUUUCCAGAUCGCCCCCAAAUUGAGUUCUUUGACGGAGUGUCCGUCGCCAAAAGACGAAACAGCAGCGUCAAUGAAUGAGCUACAACCGUUGUCCUCAGGAGCGGCAAAGAAAGCAAAGAAGAAAAAAUUACGAAAAGAGGAACGGAGAGAGAAGAAGAAAAAGAAGCGUUCAAAGAAACGGAAACGAGCGGCCGCCGCCUCAUCGAGUUCCUCUUCAAGCAGCAGCUCGGAGUCGUCUGAUUCGGAUUCUGAGUCGGGUUCGGAACAGGGCAGUAAAGAAAGUACGAAGGAAGUGAAUCAUUUUAAUCCAGCUAAUCCCAUACACGCAGCCAUGCGUGAUAUUUUAAAUGCAAAAGAAGUAAAUGCUCGGGAAGUAAUGGCAGCAGCGGCCGUCGCAGCUGUUGCUGCAGCUGCAGCUAAACCGACAAACGAUACUGGUGAAAUAGGUAAAUGGACCGUUGUUCAUCCGGCCCAAGAAAGGAAAUCCGGUACAGGUUCGUCGGGCUCGGCUUUACCUUCGAACUCCUCGGAAAUGGACACGAAAAGACGCAACGAACGUGAGAACGAAAAAGAACGAGAUCGCGACAGAGAUCGUGAUCGCGAAAGAGACCGACGAAGUCCAGAACGUAGAGAUCGAUGGAACCGUCGCGAUAGCCCAGAUCGUUACGGUGGACGAGAUCGCGAUCGUGGAAGACGUAAUGAUUACCGUGACUAUCGCGAUCGGCGUGAUCGCCGUCGUAGCCGAUCAAGAGGUCGUAGAAGCCGUAGCGGAAGUGGUGGCGGCGGGCGGCGGUUCCGUAGGCGUUCGUAUUCCCGCUCACGUUCGCCUCGUUCUCGAUCACGCAGUCGAUCACGAUCAAGCCGGAGUAGUCAUCGAACGAUUGAAAAAGCGAUCGUCAAUUUCCCCCCAGAGCCAAAAAUGUCUAAAUCUGACAAGAAAACACAUAAAUCAAAUACUAAACCAUCCAGUCGGAUAGAUUCGGGUACCAACGGGGGAUCUUCAAGUAAAAAGAACAAAUCAACUUCGGGGAGCUCAUCAGGGGCUAGCAAAGGAACAUCAAACAAUAUGAACGCGGUUCCGAAAAAAUUGCCCUUUAUUGGUCGAAUGCCAGUGUUUAAAAAACAACAGGCUGAAAAUGCUAAAAAAGAAGAAGCAGCUGCGGCAGCUGCCGCUGCUGCAGCGGUCGUUGAUGAUAGCGAUGCUGCUCAAGCUGUUGAUGUUGCUGAGGCUGGCGAUGCGGUCGUUUCUGCUGUUAUGGGCAGUAACAGUAAUUCUAAUGAAGAAGCUACAACUGGUGCUUUGCUUUUUGCUCAUAGUAGUGAGCAAGAGUACAAUGCUGCAAUUGCUCAACAAACAGACUCUUAUCAAUACACGACUCUCCAGAUGGAGGGAACAGUUCAACCCGAAGAAAUGGAUAUUGCAAGUGGAGAAGAUGAGAUGUGCGAAGAAGAUUCAUCAGCUCAUCAUGAGGUUCCCGUGGAGGAAGGUCUACCUCUCAUCCCCGCCGAGGAGGACCCUGAUGCGGUCGUCACAGAAGAUGGGAUUGGUCCACUUCCAAAAGAUUUCCAAGAAGCUCUGGACAUCAUUUACGAUGGUGGCGAUAAACCCAAGCGUGCUGAUGUCAUUGCUAAGGAGGCUGCUGCUGCAGCCGCCGCCGCAGCCGCAGCAGCAGCAGCCGCUGCAAAACCCCCGGAAAUGGUACCGGCUCCGCAUGAACAGGGUACACUUAUGUCAGGUAUGGGUGUGCCAAUGAUGAUGGACCACGAUCAACCACACAUGAUCGUUCCUGAAGCGAUCGAUAUGUACAACCAGCAGUACGCCCUCGAAUACGGGAUGCAUCCCGCCGCGUACAUAGCGGCGGCGGCUGAAGCAGCAGCUGUCCACGGCAUGAUGGGCAUGGGUCACGGUGUGGUUUCAACCGAGAUGCACUAUGUGGAAGACGAAGCGCAGAAUCAACCACUCGACAAUAUGAUGUUCGGCCCGAUGCAUGCAACCUCUGGCGCAGCCGCAAUGAUGCACCACCAUCAGAUGGUGGCGACUGGAGCAAUCGAUCCAAACGCAGCCGCUUAUGCUAUGGCAAUGGCAUCAAGUGGUGGCUACGCGCCGGAAAUGAUGGCCAUUCCCAAUCCAACGACAGAUAGUGUAUCGGAAUCACACGAUCAUGCGUUAACGGAUGAGGCUACUUCGGACGACGUAUCUGCAGAGCAGUACACAUCCGAGAAUGCAUAUACGGAACAAACGAAUUUAGCUGAUUCUUACGCCGAAGGUCCGAAUGAUUCAGAAGAGGCAUCGGAAGAAAAUAAUUUCGAUAAAGAACCCAAUACCAUGUUAGAAACUGCAUCGAAAACAGAUGAAGAAAACGAUGUGCCAAGUAACGAAGAGGCGACAGAAACAGGUCAUAAAAACCCGGAUGAAAGUUUAUAUCAGGAAACUUAUCAACAUGUUGAGACAGAACCAACUGUCUCCGAAAAUGAAGCCGAUCAGAGUGUCGAAUCGCCACAGGACGAACAAUUCGAGGAAGAAAUAGUACUGCCUAAUGAAGGCUUCGAGCAAGUCGCGUCGUAUACCGUAGAAGAGGUUUUACCUUCGCAGGACGAUUUUGUGCAUACUGAAACAGAGGAAUACAAUACAGAAGAGGUGCUACAGUCUAAUGAAGAUUUUGCACAAGCGGACUCGUAUGAAACUAGCAGUGAGGAGGAAGGGGUUGCUACGAAUGAAAUAUUUGAAUGCGCGCCUCAGUCCCAAUCAACUCUUGAUAAUAUGGUAGUUCUCGCGAUGGAUGAAUAUGUAGUAGAAGACACUGAAGAGCAGUCUCAAGAUUCCUAAAAAUUCGGCAUCAAAAGAAUAACACCUUCGGUUUUGUAGAUCCGAUUUUUCUGUCAUAACCAUGUUAUUUUACAAAAUUAUGAUAACUGCCCAACGGCGCAUUGCUACGAUUGGUAUGAAUUCUCCACCAGAUUAGUAUCCUAACGUAUGUUUGCAUAAUCUUUUCAGUUCAUUAAUUCGGAUACCCAUGAAUAUUGUGUCUUUCUAUACUACAAAAUUCGUUGGUUUUGUGCAGCCUCCAUGUGUUGAAAAUUUCAAUUUCACGAAUUAUCACGUGUGCACAUUCGUUGUAAAUACAAAAGAUUGUGCACUCUAAAAAUAUAAUUAAAAUAAAAAUAACAAGAAACGGAAAUUAUAAUUUCAUUUAUUUAAUCAAGGCCUGAUGGCUUGAUCAAUUGGAUACUGCAGCCUGCAGUGCAUUAGAUGC